ACUUCUAGAAUAGUCGAAUUUCUAUCCGCAGUUCUGGACAGUAAAGUGUUUUAUUAAGUGAAAAAUUGUGGAAAUAUUUCCAGUUUACAGCUUGUGCUUAACUAGCCGCCGGAUAAAUAAUUGGAUUCUAGCCAAAAGAAGAAUUUUUAGAGCUAUACAUCACAUUUCUGUGCAUUCGUACUUUGCGAUCUCCGUCGAAGAAAGUGCAUCAAGAUGUCCGAAAGCGACUGGGACACUGUGACCGUGUUGCGUAAAAAAGCCCCAAAGGCUUCUACUAUGAAGACUGAAUCUGCUGUGGCUCAAGCGCGUCGUCAGGGUCUUGCAGUCGAAACCAGCCAGAAAUAUAAUGCGGGUACAAACAAGCAACACACUGCGCCGAAAAAUACCGCCAAGCUGGACCGGGAAUCCGAGGAGCUCAAGCAUAAAACGGUGUCGCAUAGUGUCUCCAAGCUGAUCAUGCAGGGUCGUCAGAACAAGGGGCUUAGCCAAAAGGAUUUGGCCACGAAAAUCUGCGAAAAACCCCAAAUCGUCAAUGACUACGAAGCCGGCCGCGGCAUCCCAAAUAACUUGAUUUUGGGCAAGAUCGAACGGGUGAUUGGAAUAAAACUUCGUGGCAAGGAAAUCGGCACUCCGAUGGCGCCUCCCGAAACUAAAUGAUCAGGAAAGAAAGAAAGAGACGCAGAGGAUUAAAGAGAAGCAAGCCGGGAGUAGAAUCAAAAUUGGCACUAAAUGGAAUGAAAAAUGCAGAAAACAGGGAAUUUCUUUAGGCUGCCCAAUUCCCUAGAAGCUGAUGAAAAUUUGCACAAGUUCAAAUUGAAAAUAUAAUGCUGAACCACGAGCAAAAAUGUGCAUUUAAUCAGUAGCUUAACUUUUAUCCAUCAAAGUUUCAACGAUAUGGUUUUAUUGUUUCAUUUUAAUUUUCAUUACCAUAUAAACUAACUUACUACUGAUACACGUAUAGAAUAUGUUUUAAGGAGUUGAAGAGAAUGCAAGCAAAAAAAUAAAAAAAAAUGAAGAAAAAGGGACAACCAACAUUAUCAGAUUCUAUUGAUGAUGGUCAAAUAAAGAAGUAAUAUCUGCAGUUGUAUACACCACUA
Messenger RNA from Ochlerotatus camptorhynchus, 1097 nucleotides. RefSeq names its product multiprotein bridging factor 1 (gene mbf1). NCBI's taxonomy places the organism in Eukaryota, Metazoa, Arthropoda, Insecta, Diptera, Culicidae. The transcript is spliced from 4 exons. The record is from RefSeq and is a predicted model, not a curated record. Gene Ontology annotation, cellular component: nucleus. Bases 214 to 657 code for a protein of 147 amino acids. Gene Ontology annotation, molecular function: DNA binding.